Messenger RNA from Catharus ustulatus (Swainson's thrush), 906 nucleotides. RefSeq names its product cocaine- and amphetamine-regulated transcript protein-like. The transcript is spliced from 3 exons. Gene Ontology annotation, biological process: cellular response to starvation; negative regulation of appetite; G protein-coupled receptor signaling pathway. Bases 454 to 756 code for a protein of 100 amino acids. NCBI's taxonomy places the organism in Eukaryota, Metazoa, Chordata, Aves, Passeriformes, Turdidae. The record is from RefSeq and is a predicted model, not a curated record. Gene Ontology annotation, molecular function: neuropeptide hormone activity.
GACCGGAGACUGGGAUGGAACGGGACCGGAGACUGGGAUGGAACCGGACCGGAGAGCCGCGCUGGGGACUCUGGAGAGCUGCACCUCCCCCGUCUGUCCCCCUGUUUGUCCCCGCUGUCCCCCCCGCUGUCCCCGCCUUCCCACCAAAGCCAUUUGUCACCCCCGGUCUGUGCCGUGUCCGGAGGGACGCUCCCGGUGUUUGCUCAGGGAAUUGGCAGCGGCUGAAGCCUGGUGGGUCACCCGGGGGUCCCCGCCUGCCCACGGUGCUGACGUCCGUGCCUGGUGGCCCCUGUGUCCCCAGGGAUGCUGUGUCCCCCUCCAGCCCGGUGACAAUGCGGGGUUUGGUGGGGACACAGGUGCCCCGUGUGCGUCACCGCGGGUUUGGGGGUGGUUAGGGGGGGAUAUAAAACCGAGCCUGGCACAUCCCGGAGCUCCCAGAGGCGCAGCGGGGACAUGGAGAGGGCUCGGCUGUGCCAGCUCUGCCUGCUGGGCUCCGCUCUGCUCCUGCUCGGAACCCCCGAACCGGUCCCGGAGCUCCGGGCCAGCCGGGAGGACACGGAGCUGGCGGGGCUGCUCCAGGAGCUGCUGGACGAGCCGGGACCGCGGGAGCUGCCGGCGCUGGAGAAGAGGCUGAGCUGGGUGCCCUGGUGCGCGCGCUGGGAGUCGUGCGCGGUGCGGAGGGGGGCGCGCAUCGGGAAACGCUGCAGCUGCGCCCCCGGCACCUCCUGCGACCUCCGCAUCCUCAAGUGCUCCUGAGGGAGCGGGGACACCGAGGGACAUCGAGGGACAGCAGCUGCCACCCGCCCCCAGCCCCCUCCCCGCACCGGGAUGGACCCGCACAGCCCCCCCGGUUCCCGGUGCCCCCGGGGCUGGCGGUGUCCAGGGACACAAUAAACCAUUGGAUCC